Meriones unguiculatus (Mongolian gerbil) is the source of this 18681-nucleotide messenger RNA. It is a transcript of the gene Ahnak, whose product is annotated as AHNAK nucleoprotein. The record is from RefSeq and is a predicted model, not a curated record. The transcript has 5 exons. Gene Ontology annotation, cellular component: costamere; nucleus; cytoplasm. NCBI's taxonomy places the organism in Eukaryota, Metazoa, Chordata, Mammalia, Rodentia, Muridae. Gene Ontology annotation, biological process: regulation of RNA splicing. Gene Ontology annotation, molecular function: protein binding. Bases 269 to 17845 code for a protein of 5858 amino acids.
CCGCGCGCGGGGGCCCGGCCACUUGGAGCAGCUCUGCCGCGGGGACUGCACUGUCUGCCCUGCCAGACCCGCCCCGACUGGGGCUCGCUGUCGCCAGCAGUCACAGCACUGCGACCUCGGGCCCUACUCCGGCUAUGGCUGCGUCCUGGGGCUGAGCCCGCAGGUUGUGUGACCGAGAUUCCAGAAAAAAGAGAGACUGAUACAGGAAGAGAAGAAGGAGGGGCGGGCUCCUGGCAAGGCAUUUGUUCCUGAAUAGAGUCCUGCAAAGAUGGAAAAGGAGGAGGAGGCAACCCGGGAGCUGCUGCUGCCUAACUGGCAGGGCAGCGGCUCCCAUGGGCUGACCAUUGCCCAGAGGGACGACGGAGUCUUUGUACAGGAGGUGAUGCAGAACUCCCCUGCGGCCCGCACUGGAGUGGUCAAGGAGGGGGACCAGAUUGUGGGUGCCACCAUCUACUUUGACAAUCUGCAAUCCGGUGAGGUGACCCAGUUGCUGAACACCAUGGGGCAUCACACUGUUGGCUUGAAGUUGCACCGUAAGGGGGACCGUUCCCCCGAGCCUGGACAGACCUGGACCCAUGAAGUCUUCAGCUCCCGUAGCUCUGAGGUGGUUCUGAGUGGAGAUGAUGAGGACUACCAGCGCAUCUACACCACAAAGAUCAAGCCACGCCUGAAGUCUGAGGAUGGAGUAGAAGGGGACCUUGGGGAGACCCAGAGCCGUACCAUCACAGUGACCAGAAGGGUCACAGCCUACACUGUGGAUGUGACCGGUCGAGAAGGAGUGAAGGACAUUGACAUCAGCAGCCCUGAGUUCAUGAUCAAGAUACCAAGGCAUGAAGUGACUGAAAUCUCCACUACGGAUGUGGAAACCCAGUCUGGGAAGACGGUGAUCAGACUGCCCUCGGGAUCCGGGGCAGUCUCUCCAUCCACAGGCUCUGCUGUGGAUAUCCGGGCAGGUGCCAUUUCUGCUACAGGACCAGAGUUUGAAGGUGCCGGCCACUCAAAAUUCCAGGUCACUGUGCCUGGGAUAAAGGUGGGAAGCCCAGGUGUCAAUGCCAAAGCAAAGGGCUUGGACUUGGGAGGUAAAGGAGGGAUCCAAGUUCCAGGAGUGGACAUCUCGUCUUCUCUUGGGACUGGCUCGGUAGAGGUACAGGGCCCCUCCCUCCAGAGUGGUGAUAUUGGGAAAAUUAAAAUUCCUACCAUGAAGAUGCCAAAAUUUGGUGUGUCAGCAGGCCCAGAUGGCCAGAUACCAGGGGUAGAGCUGAGUGUUUCUGCACCUGAAUUCUCUGUGGGGCACAAGGGUGACAAGCCAGGCUUGACCAUUGGUGGGGACAUCCAGGCCCCUCAUCUGGAAGUCAGUACCUCCUCUGUCAAUAUUGAAGGGCUUGAGGGGAAGCUGAAGGGUCCCCAAAUCACUGGGCCGUCACUUGAGGGUGACUUAGGCCUGAAAGGUACCAAGCUGCAAGGGAACAUAGGAAUGGAUGCCUGUGCUUCGAAACUUGAGGGCAACAUCAGUGGUCCUAGUGUGGAGAUUGAAACUCCUGAUGUCAAUGUUCAUGGCUUAGGGGGCAAAAUGGAUGUGCCCAAGAUGAAAGUCCCUAAAUUCUCUGCAGCAGGUUCAAAAGGAGAGGGAGUUGACAUUGAUGUGACACUGCCCACAGGUGAAGUGACACUUCCCGGGGUCUCUGGGGAUGUCAGUCUUCCUGAGAUUGCUACUGAUGGGCUGGAAGGGAAGAUGAAGGGUGUUAAGGUCAAGACUCCUGAAAUGAUUGUUCAGAAACCUAAGAUCUCCAUGCAGGAUGUAGAUCUGAGCCUUGGGUCCUGUAAACUGAAAGGAGAUAUGAAGGUGUCUGCUCCUGAGGUGAAAGGCAAUAUUAAAGGCCCUCAGGUGGCAGUAAAAGGCUCCAGAGUGGACAUAGAGACACCAAACUUAGAAGGGGCCUUGACAGGUCCCAAGCUCAGCAGCCCUUCUGGAAAAAUGGGGGCCUGUAGGAUUUCUAUGGCAGACGUAGACUUAAAUGUAGCUGCACCAAAAGGGAAAGGGGGUGUAGAUGUCAUGCUUCCCAAAGUAGAAGGGAAAGCCAAAGUCCCUGAAGUUGAUGUCAAAGGCCCCAAAAUGGACAUCAGUGCCCCAGAUGUGGAAGUCCAUGGCCCAGAAGGGAACUUGAAAAUGCCCAAGAUGAAGAUGCCCAAGUUCAGUGUCCCAGGAGUCAAAGGAGAAGGCUCAGAUGUAGAUGUGACUCUAUCCAAAGGAGAUGUCAGUAUUUCAGGGCCUAAGGUCAAUAUAGAAGCCCCAAAUGUCAAUAUGGAGGGUCUAGGUGGCAAACUUAAAGGUCCUGAUAUUAAUCUGCCUGACGUAAGUGUCAAGACUCCAAAUAUUUCUAUGCCUGAUGUGGAUCUGCACAUCAAAGGUGCAAAGGUGAAGGGACAGUAUGACAUUGCAACACCAAAGCUUGAGGCAGAACUGAAAGGCCCCAAAGUGGAUGCUGAUACCCCAGAAGUGGAUGUUCGUGGCCAAGGCCUGAAGAUACCCAAGAUGAAAAUGCCCAAAUUCAGUGUGCCAGGGUUCAAAGCAGAGGGCCCAGGAGUGGAUGUGGACCUGCCCAAGGCAGAUGUGGACAUUUCUGGGCCUAAGGUGGAGGUCAGUGGUCCAGAUGUGAGCCUUGAAGGACCAGAAGGGAAGUUGAAAGGACCUAAGUUUAAGAUGCCUGAAAUGAAUAUCAGAGCUCCAAAGAUCUCCAUGCCAGAUGUGGACUUACACUUAAAAGGCCCCAGUGUAAAGGGAGAAUAUGAUGUCACAGUGCCAAGGGCUGAAGGUGAGAUUAAAGUUCCUGAUGUUGAACUUAAAAGUGCUAAAGUGGACAUUGAUGUCCCAGAUAUGGAUGUUCAAGGUCCUGAAUGGCACAUGAAGAUGCCCAAGAUGAAAAUGCCCAAGCUCCCAGGCUUCAAGGCAGAGAGCCCAGAAGUGGAGGUGAAUCUCCCUAAGGCUGACAUUGAUGUCUCAGGACCCAAGGUGGAUAUCAAAGUUCCAGAUGUGAGCAUUGAAGGACCUGAGGGAAAGCUGAAGGGUCCUAAGGUGAAGAUGCCCGAGAUGAAUAUCAAGGCCCCAAAGAUAGCCGUGCCUGAUGUGGAUUUGCAUAUGAAAGGUCCCAAGGUAAAAGGAGAGUAUGAUGUCACAAUACCAAAGUUGGAAGGAGACUUGAAAGGCCCAAAAGUAGAGGUCAGUGCUCCAGAUGUUGACAUUCAUGGUCCUGAUUGGAACUUGAAAAUGCCAAAGAUUAAAAUGCCCAAAUUCAGCAUGCCCAGUCUUAAAGGAGAAGGCCCAGAGUUGGAUGUGAACAUGUCCAAGGCUGAUGUGGACAUUUCUGUACCAAAGUUAGAUAUUAGUGCUCCAGAUUUGAAUCUUGAGGGACCAGAAGGGAAGCUGAAAGGCCCCAAGUUUAAGAUGCCUGAGAUGCAUUUCAAGUCUCCAAAGGUGUCUCUACCAGAUGUGAACCUGGAUAUCAAAGGACCCAAAAUGAAAGGAAAUAUAGACAUGUCUACACCAAAAAUAGAAGGAGAGAUGAAAGUUUCAGAAGUGGACAUUAAAGGUCCAAAUGUAGAUAUCAAAGCACCAGAUGUGGAGGGUCAAGGUCCAGACUGGAGCCUGAAAAUGCCAAAGAUGAAAAUGCCCAAGUUCAGUAUGCCUACUCUCAAAGGUGAAGGCCCAGAUGUGGAUGUGAGCCUACCUAAGGCUACCAUUGAUGUCUCAGGACCUAAAGUUGACAUUGAAACCUCAGAUGUGAGCCUUGAGGGCCCAGAAGGAAAGCUAAAGGGCCCCAAAUUUAAGAUGCCUGAUAUGCACAUCAAGGCCCCAAAGAUUUCAAUGCCUGAUGUGGACUUAAACUUGAAAGGCCCCAAAGUCAAGGGGGACAUGGAUGUGACUGUACCUAAGGUAGAAGGUGAGAUGAAAGUUCCAGAUGUGGACAUCAAAGGGCCCAAAGUGGACAUUGAUGUCCCAGAUGUGGAUGUUCAUGGGCCAGACUGGCACCUGAAGAUGCCCAAGAUGAAGAUGCCCAAGUUCAGCAUGCCUGGCUUCAAAGCAGAGGGCCCUGAAGUGGAUGCGAACCUGCCAAAGGUUGAUAUUGAUGUCUCAGGGCCCAAGGUGGACAUUGAGGCCCCAGAUGUGAACAUCGAGGGACCAGAAGGGAAACUGAAAGGACCUAAGUUUAAGAUGCCUGACAUGCACUUCAAAGCCCCUAAGGUCUCCAUGCCUGAUGUGGACUUGAAUAUUAAGGGGCCCAAAGGAAAAGCAGAUGUGGAUGUAUCAUUGUCUGAGGUAGAGGGUGAAAUAAAAGUGCCAGAUGUGGACAUUAAAGGGCCCAAAGUUGGCAUUGAUGCUCCAGAUGUUGAAGUUCAUGGCCCAGACUGGCACCUUAAGAUGCCUAAAAUGAAAAUGCCCAAGUUCAGCAUGCCUGGCUUCAAAGGAGAAGGCCCAGAAGUGGACAUCCCUAAGGCCAACAUUGAUGUUUCAGGACCCAAGGUAGACGUUGAUGUUCCAGAUGUGAAUAUUGAAGGUCCAGAUGCAAAACUAAAAGGCUUGAAAUUUAAGAUGCCAGAAAUGAAUAUAAAGCCUCAGAAGAUCUCCAUGCCAGAUGUUAGCUUGAAUUUGAAAGGCCCUAAAGUAAAAGGAGAAUAUGAUGUGUCAGUUCCAAAAGUAGGAGGGGAAAUAAAAGCUCCUGCUGUGGACAUCAAAGGCCCCAAAGUGGAGGCCCCAGAUGUGGAUGUUCAUGGCCCAGACUGGCACCUGAAGAUGCCCAAGGUGAAAAUGCCCAAGUUCAGCAUGCCUGGCUUCAAAGGAGAAGGCCCUGAAGUGGAUGUGAAUCUUCAAAAGGCCAACAUUGAUGUCUCAGGACCCAAGGUAGACGUUGAUGUUCCAGAUGUGAAUAUUGAAGGUCCAGAAGGGAAAUUAAAGGGUCCCAAGUUCAAGAUGCCAAGCAUGAGUAUACAGACACAUAAAAUCUCUAUGCCUGAUGUUAGGCUUAACCUGAAAGGACCUAAACUGAAGAGUGAUGUAGAUGUUUCUCUCCCAAAAGUGGAGGGAGGUUUGAAAGGUCCUGAAGUUGAUGUGGAUGUUGGUGAUAUUGAUAUUGAAUGUCCAGAAGGGAAGCUGAAGGGUUCAAAGUUCAAGAUGCCUGACAUGCACUUCAAGGCUUCUAAGAUCUCCAUGCCUGAUGUGGACUUACACUUGAAAGGCCCCAAAGUCAAAGGGGACAUGGAUGUGACAGUGCCCAAGAUAGAAGGUGAAGUGAAGGUACCAGAUGUGGACAUCAAAGGGCCCAAAAUGGACAUCAGUGCCCCAGAUGUGGAUGUUCAUGGGCCAGACUGGCACCUGAAGAUGCCCAAGAUGAAGAUGCCCAAGUUCAGCAUGCCUGGCUUCAAAGCAGAGGGUCCGGAAGUAGAUGUGAACCUCCCCAAGGCUGACAUUGAUGUCUCAGGGCCCAAGGUGGACAUUGAUACUCCUGACUUGGAUAUUGAGGGACCAGAAGGAAAACUAAAAGGCUCCAAAUUUAAGAUGCCCAAGUUGAACAUCAAGACUCCCAAGAUCUCAAUGCCAGAUGUGGACUUGAAUUUAAAGGGGCCCAAACUGAAAGGACAGAUAGAUGCUUCUGUGCCAGCAGUGGAAGCUGAUCUUAGAGGUGCUCAGGUUGAUGUCAAAGGCCCCAGUGUGGAUGUGGAGGUGCCUGAUGUGGAUCUGGAAUGUCCUGAUGCAAAGUUGAAAGGCCCCAAGUUCAAGAUGCCUGACAUGCACUUCAAGGCUCCUAAGAUCUCCAUGCCUGAUGUGGACUUACACUUGAAAGGCCCCAAAGUCAAGGGGGACAUGGAUGUGACUGUGCCAAAAUUAGAGGGAGAAUUAAAGGGCCCCAGUGUGGAUGUGGAGAUGCCUGAUGUUGAUCUGGAAUGUCCUGAUGCAAAGUUGAAAGGUCCUAAGUUCAAGAUGCCUGACAUGCACUUCAAGGCUCCUAAGAUCUCCAUGCCUGAUGUGGACUUACACUUGAAAGGCCCCAAAGUCAAGGGAGACAUGGAUGUGACUGUGCCCAAGAUAGAAGGUGAAGUGAAGGUACCAGAUGUGGACAUCAAAGGACCUAAAGUGGACAUCAAUGCCCCAGAUGUGGAUGUUCAUGGGCCAGACUGGCACCUGAAGAUGCCCAAGGUGAAAAUGCCCAAGUUCAGCAUGCCUGGCUUCAAAGCAGAGGGCCCAGAAGUAGAUGUGAACCUGCCCAAAGCUGACAUUGAUGUCUCAGGACCAAAGGUGGAUGUUGAAGUUCCUGAUGUGAGCAUUGAAGGGCCAGAAGGGAAGCUGAAGGGCCCCAAGUUCAAGAUGCCUGACAUGCACUUCAAGGCUCCUAAGAUCUCCAUGCCUGAUGUGGACUUACACUUGAAAGGCCCUAAAGUAAAAGGGGACAUGGAUGUGACAGUGCCCAAACUGGAAGGAGAUUUGAAAGGCCCCAGUGUGGAUGUGGAGAUGCCUGAUGUUGAUCUGGAAUGUCCUGAUGCAAAGUUGAAAGGCCCUAAGUUCAAGAUGCCUGACAUGCACUUCAAGGCUCCUAAGAUCUCCAUGCCUGAUGUGGACUUACACUUGAAAAGCCCCAAAGUCAAGGGGGACAUGGAUGUGACUGUGCCAAAAUUAGAGGGAGAAUUAAAGGGCCCCAGUGUUGAUGUGGAGAUGCCUGACGUUGAUCUGGAAUGUCCUGAUGCAAAGUUGAAAGGUCCUAAGUUCAAGAUGCCUGACAUGCACUUCAAGGCUCCUAAGAUCUCCAUGCCUGAUGUUGAUUUCAACUUAAAAGGUCCUAAAGUCAAAGGAGAUGUUGAUGUUUCAGUCCCAAAGCUUGAGGGAGAAUUAAAGGGUGCAGAACUGGAUAUCAAAGGCCCCAAAAUGGAUGUUGACAUACCAGAAGUAGCUGUGGAAGGCCCAGAAGGCAAAUGGAAAAGUCCCAAGUUCAAGAUGCCAGACAUGCACUUUAAAGCUCCCAAAAUCUCCAUGCCAGACGUUGAUCUUCACUUAAAGAGUCCAAAGAUAAAAGGAGAGGUGGAUGUAGAUGUUCCUAAAUUGGAAGGAGACCUCAAAGGACCAAAUGUGGACGUGAGUGGGCCAAAUAUUGAGAUUGAAGGACCAGAGGGCAAAUUGAAAGGCCCGAAGUUCAAGAUGCCUGAAAUGAACAUCAAAGCACCCAAGAUCUCCAUGCCUGACAUCGACUUGCAUCUUAAGGGUCCUAAAGUGAAGGGCGAUGUAGAUGUUUCUCUGCCCAAAGUGGAAGGUGACCUCAAAGGCCCUGAUGUGGACAUCAAAGGGCCCAAAGUGGACAUUGAUGUUCCAGAUGUGGAUGUUCAUGGCCCAGACUGGCACCUGAAGAUGCCCAAGAUGAAGAUGCCCAAGUUCAGCAUGCCUGGCUUCAGAGCAGAGGGCCCAGAAGUGGAUGUGAACCUACCCAAGGCUGAUAUUGAUGUCUCAGGACCCAAAGUGGACAUUGAUGUUCCAGAUGUGAAUAUUGAAGGUCCAGAAGGGAAGUUGAAAGGUCCCAAGUUCAAGUUGCCUGAGAUGAACAUCAAAGCUCCCAAGAUCUCCAUGCCUGAUUUGCAUCUUAAGGGUCCUAAAGUGAAGGGUGAUAUGGAUGUUUCUCUGCCCAAAGUGGAAGGUGACCUCAAAGGCCCUGAUGUGGACAUCAAAGGGCCCAAAGUGGACAUCAGUGCCCCAGAUGUGGAUGUUCAUGGCCCAGACUGGCACCUGAAGAUGCCUAAGAUGAAGAUGCCCAAGUUCAGCAUGCCUGGCUUCAGAGCAGAGGGCCCAGAAGUGGAUGUGAACCUACCCAAGGCUGAUAUUGAUGUCUCAGGACCCAAAGUGGACAUUGAUGUUCCAGAUGUGAAUAUUGAAGGUCCAGAAGGGAAGUUGAAAGGUCCCAAGUUCAAGAUGCCUGAGAUGAAUAUCAAAGCUCCCAAGAUCUCCAUGCCUGACAUCGACUUAAACCUGAAAGGCCCCAAAGUGAAGGGCGAUGUGGAUGUGUCUCUGCCCAAAGUGGAAGGUGACCUCAAAGGCCCUGAUGUGGACAUCAAAGGGCCCAAAGUGGACAUUGAUGUUCCAGAUGUGGAUGUUCAUGGGCCAGACUGGCACCUGAAGAUGCCCAAGGUGAAAAUGCCCAAGUUCAGCAUGCCUGGCUUCAAAGGAGAGGGUCCAGAGGUAGAUGUGAACCUGCCUAAGGCUGACAUUGAUGUCUCAGGGCCCAAAGUGGACAUUGAUGUUCCUGAUGUGAAUAUUGAAGGUCCAGAUGCAAAACUGAAGGGUCCCAAGUUCAAGAUGCCUGAGAUGAACAUCAAAGCUCCUAAGAUCUCCAUGCCUGAUUUGCAUCUUAAGGGUCCUAAAGUGAAGGGUGAUGUGGACGUGUCUCUGCCCAAAGUGGAAGGUGAGAUUAAAGUUCCAGAUGUGGACAUCAAAGGGCCCAAAGUGGACAUCAGUGCCCCAGAUGUGGAUGUUCAUGGCCCAGACUGGCACCUGAAGAUGCCUAAGAUGAAGAUGCCCAAGUUCAGCAUGCCUGGCUUCAGAGCAGAGGGCCCAGAAGUGGAUGUGAACCUACCCAAGGCUGAUAUUGAUGUCUCAGGACCCAAAGUGGACAUUGAUGUUCCAGAUGUGAAUAUUGAAGGUCCAGAAGGGAAGUUGAAAGGUCCCAAGUUCAAGAUGCCUGAGAUGAAUAUCAAAGCUCCCAAGAUCUCCAUGCCUGACAUCGACUUAAACCUGAAAGGCCCCAAAGUGAAGGGCGAUGUGGAUGUGUCUCUGCCCAAAGUAGAAGGUGAGAUGAAAGUUCCAGAUGUGGACAUCAAAGGGCCCAAAGUGGACAUUGAUGUUCCAGAUGUGGAUGUUCAUGGCCCAGACUGGCACCUGAAGAUGCCCAAGAUGAAGAUGCCCAAGUUCAGCAUGCCUGGCUUCAAAGGAGAGGGUCCAGAAGUAGAUGUGAACUUACCCAAAGCUGACAUUGAUGUCUCAGGUCCCAAGGUGGACAUUGAUGUUCCAGAUGUGAAUAUUGAAGGUCCAGAAGGGAAGUUGAAAGGUCCCAAGUUCAAGAUGCCAGAGAUGAACAUCAAAGCUCCCAAGAUCUCCAUGCCUGACAUCGACUUAAACCUGAAAGGCCCCAAAGUGAAGAGUGAUGUGGAUGUGUCUCUGCCCAAAGUGGAAGGUGACCUCAAAGGCCCUGAUGUGGACAUCAAAGGGCCCAAAGUGGACAUUGAUGUUCCAGAUGUGGAUGUUCAUGGCCCAGACUGGCACCUGAAGAUGCCCAAAAUAAAAAUGCCCAAGUUCAGCAUGCCUGGCUUCAAAGGAGAGGGUCCAGAAGUGGAUGUGAACCUACCCAAGGCUGACAUUGAUGUCUCAGGGCCCAAAGUGGACAUUGAUGUUCCUGAUGUAAAUAUUGAAGGUCCAGAUGCAAAACUGAAGGGUCCCAAGUUCAAGAUGCCAGAGAUGAACAUCAAAGCUCCCAAGAUCUCCAUGCCUGAUUUGGACCUUAAUCUUAAAGGCCCCAAACUGAAAGGAGAUGUGGAUGUUUCACUUCCAAAUGUAGAGGGUGAUUUGAAAACAUGUUCUCUUGACAUAAAGGGCCCCAAACUAGAUGUAAAUGCUCCAGAGAUUGACAUUCAUGGUCCUGAAGGCAAAUUAAAAGGUCCCAAACUGAAAAUGCCUGACAUGCAUGUAAACAUGCCCAAGAUCUCCAUGCCAGAAAUUGACUUGAAUUUGAAGGGCUCAAAGGUCAAGGGAGAUGUUGAUAUAUCUGGACCCAAACUGGAGGGUGACAUUAAAACUCCUAAAUUGGAUGUGAAGGGCCCAGAAGUGGACAUUUCUUCUCCUAAGGUCAAUAUUGAUGGGAAAUCAAAAAAAUCUCGUUUUAAGCUUCCUAAAUUUAAUUUUUCUGGGUCCAAAGUUCAGACACCUGAAGUGGAUGUCAAAGUUAAGAAGCCAGAUGUUGAUGUAACAGCUCCAAAAGUUGAUAUUAAUGCUCCAGAAGUUGAAGCCCAAGGGAAAGUGAAAGGAACCAAGUUCAAAAUGCCUUUCCUAAGCAUUUCAUCUCCCAAAGUCUCCAUGCCUGAUGUGGAGCUAAACUUGAAAGGUCCUAAAGUCAAAGGGGACUUAGACGUAGCAAGCCCAAAUUUAGAAGGAGACUUUAAAGGUCCCAAAGUGGAUAUUAAGACACCAGAGGUUCAUCUUGAUACACCUAAUGUGGAUGUUCAUGGUCCAGAGUGGAAUCUGAAGAUGCCCAAGAUGAAAAUGCCCAAGUUCAGUGUGCCUGGCUUCAAAGCAGAAGGGCCUGAUAUGGAUUUACCAAAAGGAGACAUCAAUAUAGAAGGUCCCAGUAUGAAUAUUGAGGGCCCAGAACUCAAUGUGGAAUGUCCAGAAGGAAGCAUAAAAGGUCCCAAGUUCAAGAUGCCUGAGAUGAACAUCAAAGCGCCCAAGAUCUCCAUGCCUGACAUUGACUUAAACCUGAAAAGCCCCAAGGUAAAAGGUGAUGUAGAUGUUACUAUUCCCAAACUUGAAGGUGAUCUUAAAGGCCCAGAGGUUGACAUCAAAGGCCCUAAAGUGGACAUUAAUGUUCCAGAUGUGGAUGUUCAUGGCCCAGACUGGCACCUGAAGAUGCCCAAGGUGAAAAUGCCCAAGUUCAGCAUGCCUGGCUUUAAAGGAGAGGGCCCUGAAGUAGAUGUGAACCUGCCUAAGGCUGACAUUGAUGUCUCAGGGCCCAAGGUGGACAUUGAUGUUCCUGAUGUGAAUAUUGAAGGUCCAGAUGCAAAACUGAAGGGUCCCAAAUUCAAGAUGCCUGAGAUGAACAUCAAAGCUCCCAAGAUCUCCAUGCCUGACUUUGAUUUGAAUCUGAAAGGUCCAAAAUUGAAAGGUGAUGUGGAUGUGUCCUUGCCCAAACUGGAAGGUGAAGUCAAGGGCCCAGGAGUGGAUAUUAUAGGCCCUAAACUAGACAUUGAAGGCCCUGAUGUUAGCAUUGAAGGACCAGAAGGGAAGUUGAAAGGUCCCAAGUUCAAGAUGCCAGAGAUGAACAUCAAAGCUCCCAAGAUCUCCAUGCCUGACAUCGACUUAAACCUGAAAGGCCCCAAAGUGAAGGGCGAUGUGGAUGUGUCUCUGCCCAAAGUGGAAGGUGACCUCAAAGGCCCUGAUGUGGACAUCAAAGGCCCCAAAGUGGACAUUGAUGUUCCAGAUGUGGAUGUUCAUGGCCCAGACUGGCACCUGAAGAUGCCCAAAAUAAAAAUGCCCAAGUUCAGCAUGCCUGGCUUCAAAGGAGAGGGUCCGGAAGUGGAUGUGAACCUACCCAAGGCUGACAUUGAUGUCUCAGGGCCCAAAGUGGACAUUGAUGUUCCUGAUGUAAAUAUUGAAGGUCCAGAUGCAAAACUGAAGGGUCCCAAGUUCAAGAUGCCAGAGAUGAACAUCAAAGCUCCCAAGAUCUCCAUGCCUGAUUUGCAUCUUAAGGGUCCUAAAGUGAAGGGUGAUGUGGACGUGUCUCUGCCCAAAGUGGAAGGUGAGAUUAAAGUUCCAGAUGUGGACAUCAAAGGGCCCAAAGUGGACAUUGAUGUUCCAGAUGUGGAUGUUCAUGGCCCAGACUGGCACCUGAAGAUGCCCAAGAUGAAAAUGCCCAAGUUCAGCAUGCCUGGCUUCAAAGGAGAGGGCCCAGAAGUGGAUGUGAACCUACCCAAGGCUGACAUUGAUGUCUCAGGACCCAAAGUGGACAUUGAUGUUCCUGAUGUGAAUAUUGAAGGUCCAGAAGGGAAGUUGAAAGGUCCCAAGUUCAAGAUGCCUGAGAUGAAUAUCAAAGCUCCCAAGAUCUCCAUGCCUGACAUCGACUUAAACCUGAAAGGCCCCAAAGUGAAGGGCGAUGUGGAUGUGUCUCUGCCCAAAGUGGAAGGUGACCUCAAAGGCCCUGAUGUGGACAUCAAAGGGUCCAAAGUGGACAUUGAUGUUCCAGAUGUGGAUGUUCAUGGCCCAGACUGGCACCUGAAGAUGCCCAAAAUAAAAAUGCCCAAGUUCAGCAUGCCUGGCUUCAAAGGAGAGGGUCCAGAGGUAGAUGUGAACCUGCCUAAGGCUGACAUUGAUGUCUCAGGGCCCAAGGUGGACAUUGAUGUUCCAGAUGUGAAUAUUGAAGGUCCAGAUGCAAAACUGAAGGGUCCCAAGUUCAAGAUGCCUGAGAUGAACAUCAAAGCUCCCAAGAUCUCCAUGCCUGAUUUGCAUCUUAAGGGUCCUAAAGUGAAGGGUGAUGUGGACGUGUCUCUGCCCAAAGUGGAAGGUGAGAUUAAAGUUCCAGAUGUGGACAUCAAAGGGCCCAAAGUGGACAUUGAUGUUCCAGAUGUGGAUGUUCAUGGCCCAGACUGGCACCUGAAGAUGCCCAAGAUGAAGAUGCCCAAGUUCAGCAUGCCUGGCUUCAAAGGAGAGGGUCCAGAAGUGGAUGUGAACCUCCCCAAGGCUGACAUUGAUGUCUCAGGGCCCAAAGUGGACAUUGAUGUUCCUGAAAUUGAUGUUCAUGGACCAGAAGGGAAACUGAAGGGCCCCAAGUUUAAAAUGCCCGAUCUCCACCUCAAGGCACCCAAGAUCUCAAUGCCAGAAGUUGACCUAAAUCUGAAAGGGCCAAAGGUGAAGGGUGAUGUAGAUGUGUCUUUGCCAAAAGUGGAAGGAGACCUCCAAGGCCCUGAAGUUGACAUCAAAGGCCCCAAAGUGGACAUCAGUGCCCCAGAUGUUGAUGUUCAUGGACCAGACUGGCACCUGAAGAUGCCCAAGGUGAAAAUGCCCAAGUUCAGCAUGCCUGGCUUCAGAGCAGAGGGCCCAGAAGUGGAUGUGAACCUACCCAAGGCUGACAUUGAUGUCUCAGGACCCAAGGUGGACAUUGAUGUUCCAGAUAUGAAUAUUGAAGGUCCAGAUGCAAAACUGAAGGGUCCCAAGUUCAAGAUGCCUGAGAUGAACAUCAAAGCUCCCAAGAUCUCCAUGCCUGACAUCGACUUAAACCUGAAAGGCCCCAAAGUGAAGGGCGAUGUGGAUGUGUCUCUGCCCAAAGUGGAAGGUGAGAUUAAAGUUCCAGAUGUGGACAUCAAAGGGCCCAAAGUGGACAUUGAUGUUCCAGAUGUUGAUGUUCAUGGACCAGACUGGCACCUGAAGAUGCCCAAGGUGAAAAUGCCCAAGUUCAGCAUGCCUGGCUUCAAAGGAGAGGGUCCAGAAGUAGAUGUGAACCUUCCCAAGGCUGACAUUGAUGUCUCAGGACCCAAGGUGGACAUUGAUGUUCCAGAUGUCAAUGUUGGAGGGCCAAAUGUGAAAGUGAAGGGUCCCAAGUUCAAGAUGCCAGAGAUGAACAUCAAAGCACCUAAAAUCUCCAUGCCUGACUUUGAUUUGCAUCUGAAAGGUCCUAAAGUGAAGGGAGAUGUGGAUGCUUCCUUGCCUAAAAUAGAGACUGAACUCAAGGGCUCUGGUAUUGAUAUCAAGGGCCCCAGUGUGGAUAUUGACACUCCUGAUGUCAAUAUUGGAGGUCCAGAAGGAAAAUUAAAAGGACCCAAGUUUAAAAUGCCAGACAUGCACAUCAAAGCUCCUAAGAUUUCUAUGCCUGACUUUGACUUAAACCUGAAAGGGCCUAAGGUUAAGGGAGAUGUCGACCUUGCACUCCCUAAGGUUGAAGGUGACCUCAAAGGGCCCGAGAUAGACAUUGAGGGUCCUGAAGGAAAACUCAAAGGUCCCAAAUUUAAGGUUCCAGAUGUCCAUUUCAAAACUCCACAAAUCUCAAUGAGUGACAUUGAUUUAAACAUGAAAGGACCUAAGAUAAAAGGAGAUUUGGACGUUUCUAUUCCAAAACUAGAAGGGGAUUUGAAAACUCCCAAAGUGGAUGUGAAAGGCCCUAACCUGGAAAUUGAUGCUCCUGAAAUUGAUGUUCAUGGCCCAGAAGGGAAACUGAAGGGCCCCAAGUUUAAAAUGCCCGAUCUCCACCUCAAGGCACCCAAGAUCUCAAUGCCAGAAGUUGACCUAAAUCUGAAAGGGCCAAAGGUGAAGGGUGAUGUAGAUGUGUCUUUGCCAAAAGUGGAAGGAGACCUCCAAGGCCCUGAAGUUGACAUCAAAGGCCCCAAAGUGGACAUCAGUGCCCCAGAUGUUGAUGUUCAUGGACCAGACUGGCACCUGAAGAUGCCCAAGGUGAAAAUGCCCAAGUUCAGCAUGCCUGGCUUCAGAGCAGAGGGCCCAGAAGUGGAUGUGAACCUACCCAAGGCUGACAUUGAUGUCUCAGGACCCAAGGUGGACAUUGAAGGCCCUGAUGUUAACAUUGAAGGGCCAGAAGGGAAGUUGAAAGGUCCUAAGUUCAAGAUGCCUGAGAUGAACAUCAAAGCUCCCAAGAUCUCCAUGCCCGACAUCGACUUAAACUUGAAAGGCCCCAAAGUCAAAGGGGACGUGGAUGUGACUGUACCUAAGGUAGAAGGUGAGAUUAAAGUUCCAGAUGUGGACAUCAAAGGGCCCAAAGUGGACAUUGAUGUUCCAGAUGUUGAUGUUCAUGGGCCAGAUUGGCACCUGAAGAUGCCCAAGGUGAAAAUGCCCAAGUUCAGCAUGCCUGGCUUCAAAGGAGAGGGUCCGGAUGUAGAUGUGAACUUACCCAAGGCUGACAUUGAUGUCUCAGGGCCCAAGGUGGACAUUGAUGUUCCAGAUGUCAAUGUUGAGGGUCCAGAUAUGAAAGUGAAGGGUCCCAAGUUCAAGAUGCCUGAGAUUAACAUUAAGGCUCCCAAAAUAUCUAUGCCUGAUGUUGAUCUUGAGUUAAAAGGACCCAAAGUAAAAGGAGACUUUGAUGUGUCUGUUCCUAAGAUUGAAGGUACUCUCAAAGGGCCUGAAAUAGACCUGAAAGGUCCUGGUAUGGAUUUUGAAGGCCCUGAUGCUAAACUUAGUGGCCCUAACUUGAAGAUGCCAUCGAUGGAUGUAUCUGCUCCUAAAGUAGCUGGGCCUGAUGUUAAUCUGCACAUCAAGUCACCAAAAAUUGGCAUUUCUGGGCCUAACUUAGGAGGUGGUGAAGUGGACCUCAAAGGGCCCAAAGUAGAUUUAGACACUCCAAGCUUAGAUGUCCACAUGGAGAGCCCAGAUAUUAAUAUUGAGGGGCCAGAUGUUAAACUUCCAAAGUUUAAGAAACCGAAGUUUGGAUUUGGUGCAAAAAGCCCCAAAGCUGAAAUCAAGGCCCCCUCAGUUGAUGUGACUGUCCCUGAAACAGAGCUGAAUGUUGAGACUCCUGAAAUAAGCGUUGGUGGCAAGAGCAAGAAAAGCAAGUUUAAAAUGCCUAAAAUUCACAUGAGUGGUCCUAAAGUUAAGGCCAAAAAACAGGGAUUUGAUUUGAAUGUUCCUGGAGUUGAGACUGAGGCCAGUCUCAAGACCCCUGAUGUGGAUGUCAGUGUUGCAGGGCCUGAUGCUGCAGUCAAAGCUGACGUAAAAUCUCCUAGAGUCAAGAAAACUAUGUUUGGAAAAAUGUACUUCCCAGAUGUAGAAUUUGACAUUAAGUCACCUAAAUUUAAAGCAGAGGCUCCCCUACCCAGCCCCAAGCUGGAGGGUGAAAUCAAGGCACCUGAAGUAGAUAUUUCUUCACCAGGGAUUAAUGUGGAAGUUCCUGAUAUCCAUGUAAAGGCUCCCAAGUUCAAGAUGCCAGGUGUGGAUGUCUCAGGGCCAAAGAUAGAGGGCAACUUGAAAGGUCCCAAGGUGCAGGCAAACGUGGAUACACCUGACAUCAACAUUGAAGGCCCUGAUGCUAAAAUCAAAGCACCCGCUUUCAGUGUUUCUACUCCUCAAGUCUCCAUACCUGAUGUGAAUGUUAAGUUGAAAGGACCAAAGAUAAAGGGUGAUGCUCCCAGUGUGGGGCUGGAAGGACCUGAUGUAGAUCUGCAAGGUCCAGAAGGAAAAAUCAAGUUCCCUAAGUUCUCAAUGCCCAAGAUCAGUGCUCCUGGUGUGAAAAUGGAAGGUGAGGGCGCUGAGAUCUGUGCCCAGAUUCCUUCUCUUGAAGGAGGCUUGAGUGCGUCAGAUGUUAAGUUUGAAGGGCCUGAUAUUUCUCUAAAAGGCCCAGGAGUCAACUUGCCUUCGGUGGACCUCUCUAUGACAAAAGUUUCUGGGCCUGAUCUUGACCUGAACUUGAAAGGACCAAGUUUGAAGGGAGACCUGGGCAUGUCCAGUCCCAGCAUGAAGCUGCAUGCUCCAGGUCUUGACCUCAAAGGUGUUGGUGGAAAAGUACAGAUAGGAGGAGAUGGUGUGAAAGUGUCAGGGAUUGAUGCUACAACAGCACUUAACGUGGGGGCACCGGAUGUGACACUGAAGGGACCAAGCCUACAGGGAGACCUGGCUGCGUCUGGGGACAUCAAGUGCCCUAAGUUAUCUGUGGGAGCUCCUGAUCUCAGCUUGGAGGCCUCAGAAGGUGGUGUCAAACUUCCCCACAUGAAGCUGCCUCAGUUCAGCAUGUCCACUCCGGGGUCUGACUUGGACAUUAACAUAAAGGGGCCACAAGUUUGUGGAGAACUAAAGGGGCCAGGGAUGGAUGUGAACCUGAAAGGGCCCCAGGUCUCAGCACCAAGCAUGGACUUAAACUUGGAAGGACCAAAAGUGAAGGGGAGCCUUGGUGACUUGAAAGGCCCAGCAGUUGGGGGAAGUCUUUCAGGUAUCAGUGUUCAAGGACUAGAAGGAAACCUUCAAAUGCCUGGAGUUAAGGCUUCUGGGUGUGAUGUGAAACUCCCAACAGGGCAGAUUUCUGGUCCUGAAAUUAAAGGAGAUCUGAAAGGUUCAGGAAUAGGUCUCCAUGGGACUGUUCCUGAUGUCAGCGUCAAGGGGCCUUCCUUUAAUGUGGCAUCUUCUGAGUCAGAUUUUGGUGUCAGCUUGAAGGGCCCCAAAGUCAAAGGAGGUGUAGAUGUUUUAGGAGGUGUCAGUGUUCCAGAUAUCAACCUGGGAGAAGGACAUAUGAGUGUCAAAGGCCCUGGAGUUGAGUUGAAGGGACCCCAAGUCUCCUCCUCUCUCAACUUGGAUACAUCUAAACUUGCUGGGAACCUUCAUUUCUCAGGACCAAAGAUAGAAGGAGAUGUCAAAGGAAGCCAGAUUGGACUCCAGGGUCCUGGGAUGAGUGUGUCUGGGCCUCAAGGUCACUUGGAAAGUGGAUCUGGAAAAGUAACAUUCCCCAAGAUGAAGAUCCCUAAAUUUACCUUCUCUGGCCGUGAGCUGGUUGGUCGAGAAGUAGGGGUGGAUGUCAAUUUCCCUAAAGUGGAGGCCAAUGUGCAAGCUGGUGCCGGAGAAGGCGAGUGGGAAGAGUCUGAAGUCAAACUUAAAAAAUCCAAAAUCAAAAUGCCCAAAUUUAAUUUUUCCAAAGCUAAAGGGAAAGGUGGUGUCACUAGCUCACCAGAAGCAUCCAUUUCUGGGUCCAAAGGGGACCUGAAGAGCUCAAAGGCCAGCUUGGGCUCUCUAGACGGAGAAGCAGAAGCUGAAGCAUCUUCACCCAAAGGCAAAUUCUCCUUAUUUAAAAGUAAGAAGCCAAGACACCGCUCCAACUCCUUCAGUGAUGAGAGGGAGUUCUCUGCACCUUCCACCCCGACUGGGACUUUGGAGUUUGCAGGUGGAGAAGCUAAAGGCAAACAUGGGAAACUGAAGUUCGGUACCUUUGGUGGGUUGGGGUCAAAGAGCAAAGGUCAUUAUGAGGUGACAGGAAGUGAUGAUGAGGCAGGCAAGUUACAAGGGAGUGGAGUGUCCUUGGCCUCAAAGAAGUCCCGACUGUCUUCCUCCUCUAGCAACGACAGUGGGACUAAGGUUGGCAUCCAGCUUCCUGAGGUAGAGCUAUCAAUUUCCACAAAGAAAGAGUAGUGUGCCCUGUAUGUGUGUACAUAUAUAUAAAUGCAUCAGCCUUGGGUGUGUUUGUAUAUAAACUCCAAAGAGAAACACCCCAACAGCCUCAGCAAUGAUGCAAGGAUCUUGCCUCUGCCAGUGGCAGGUGCGGACAAACCAAGUGCCUCUAGGCCCCUGGGACUCUGCAGCUAGGUAAAGAGUUCGAAGUUCAUCCAGCCCAUGUGCAAAGUCAAUAGUAUUUGCCUUAAGAUUUAAGUUUUUUUUUUUUUUUUUUUUCUUUUGCAUUGAACGCUGAGAGCUCGUGUUUACUAAGCAAGCUUUUAUGUUUAUCAUCCUUAUUUUUACUGAACAUUGUUAGUACCUGGGUAAUGAAAACCCACUUUUUUUUUCAUUGUAAUAAUUUUGGGGGCUUUUGUGAGCAAGGGAGAGUGGGAUAAAAGGUGGCAGAGCGGGCCAGGUCUUCAUUGCUCUGGUUAGACCUGUACAAACAGCGACACCCUGGCAUGGCCCUGAGAAGGUGGCAUGUCUCAGCAGUUGGGUGUUUCUUAGUCUCGGGAGCAUGACUUUCUAUCCCCAGGUAUGCUAGUCCCAGCCUAGCGUGGUGUUCAAGGUAAGAGGGAAUUUGAAUCUGUUUGCAAAUUGUCCAACCCACCAGGUCAAUGUGAGGGGCUUCCACUCUGGGUUUGGUAAGAAAAGUGUUCAUUCAUGACUUUCUUGUCCUGGGAAAACUUCUGAUUUCUUUUAACAAAUGUCAUCAUGAUUAAGGAAAUGUAUGGCACUUUAAUGGCAAAUGAAUUGAGAAUGUAAGAAAGUUGAUGCUGUACAAGGCAAAUAAAUCUCUUUAUUAACCCUGA